Gossypium raimondii (Peruvian cotton) is the source of this 630-nucleotide messenger RNA. RefSeq lists its product as uncharacterized. The transcript has a single exon. Bases 85 to 474 code for a protein of 129 amino acids. NCBI's taxonomy places the organism in Eukaryota, Viridiplantae, Streptophyta, Magnoliopsida, Malvales, Malvaceae. The record is from RefSeq and is a predicted model, not a curated record.
CCAUUUCAACUAUUUUCCAGAAAUUUCCCAAAUUCCAGAAACCCUAAUUUCCUCUCGAUAAUCCCUUUAAAUCAAGCGUUUUCAAUGGCUACUAAUCUUCUCACUUUUCGUCCCGCCGGAAUUUACGCCAGUGCUAUUCCCGGUCAUACAAAACAGGACCCGAACCGCCGGAAGAGUAAUCCGUCGCCUUCUUCCACGAACUGGUGGGGACCGCUGUUUGGAAUGUCAUCAGAGCCCGACUAUUUCGACUCCGAUAACAAAACCGAUUUCAAAGAGAAAAGAGAAGUCGAACCGGGAACGGAUACGGCACAAAAGUCGAUUAGAUCGAAGUUUUCUCCGGGAAGCUUCACGGAGGAGAAGGCAAGGCAACUCCGUAUGAUGACUACGAACACGUCAUCGUUUCACGACGCUAUGUACCAUUCAGCUAUCGCUUCUAGACUCGCCUCCGAUUUCAAGGAUUGUUCCGAUCUAUGAAUCGCCGGUGAUGCGGUACUAUAUUUGAAUCUUUCAAUCUUUUUUCAAAAGUUAGAAAAUAUAGUAUUGUUAAUGUCAAUGUAAGAUAGUGAUGGCCAAAAAAAAAAAUGUAAUAAUCAAAUGUUGAUGUAUAUAAAAUAAUUUUUCAAAUAUUUA